Messenger RNA from Aspergillus terreus NIH2624, 1116 nucleotides. RefSeq names its product deoxyhypusine synthase. Bases 1 to 1116 code for a protein of 371 amino acids. The record is from RefSeq and is a predicted model, not a curated record. NCBI's taxonomy places the organism in Eukaryota, Fungi, Ascomycota, Eurotiomycetes, Eurotiales, Aspergillaceae. Gene Ontology annotation, biological process: peptidyl-hypusine biosynthetic process. Gene Ontology annotation, molecular function: deoxyhypusine synthase activity. Gene Ontology annotation, cellular component: cytoplasm. The transcript has 2 exons.
AUGGCCUCACAAUCCAACCCCGCCGAUGCCCCUCCAUCUUCCGCAACCAAUGCGGUCUUGGUGGCCUCUGAGCCCGUCCCUGAAGGCACUCAUGAGGUCCAAGGGGUCGAUUUCGAGAAGUUCCAGGGCCGAGAUAUCACUGUGGCGGAAUUGGUCGAUAAUAUGAAAUACAUGGGUUUCCAAGGCAGUGCAGUGUCUGAGGCCACUCGGAUCAUUAACAACAUGUCUUCUCUCUCAAAGCGUGCCUAUCGCCACCCCGAAACAGGGGAAAAGACCACCAUCUUCCUCGGUUACACCUCCAAUCUCAUCUCGUCCGGAUUACGCGAUACUAUCCGUUACCUCGUCCGCCAUAGCCACGUUUCCGCCAUCGUCACCACCGCCGGAGGUGUGGAGGAAGACCUGAUCAAGUGUCUCGCGCCGACCUACAUGGGCUCGUUCACUUCGCCCGGUGCCGGACUACGCGCCAAAGGCCUCAACCGUAUCGGUAAUCUCGUCGUCCCCAACAGCAACUACUGUGCUUUUGAAGACUGGCUGGUCCCCAUCUUGGAUCGCAUGGUGGAGGAACAGGAAGCAGCCAAGAAGAAAGCGCUCGAGACUGGGGACGAGGAGGAUGAGCUACACUGGACUCCAAGCCGGAUCAUCGAACGGUUGGGUCGCGAGAUCAACAAUGAAGACUCGGUCUUGUACUGGGCCGCCCGCAACAAUAUUCCCAUCUUCUGCCCUGCUCUGACGGACGGCUCUCUGGGAGAUAUGAUGUACUUCCAUACCUACCGGUCUUCGCCAUUGCGACUCCGGGUGGAUAUUGUCGACGAUGUGCGACGCAUCAAUACGAUGGCGGUUCGAGCGGCUCGUGCGGGGAUGAUUAUUCUCGGAGGUGGGGUGAUCAAACAUCACAUUGCCAACGCAUGUCUGAUGCGGAAUGGCGCAGAACAUGCGGUGUACGUGAACACGGCGCAGGAGUUCGAUGGCAGCGAUGCGGGAGCUCGACCGGAUGAGGCUGUCAGUUGGGGCAAGAUCAAGGCGGAUGGUGAAUCUGUCAAGGUGUAUGCGGAGGCAACGGUGGUGUUUCCCCUCAUGGUUGCUGCAUCCUUUGCUCGAGCGGGGGCUCAGAACUAA